Messenger RNA from Ostreococcus lucimarinus CCE9901, 1533 nucleotides. RefSeq lists its product with no specific name. NCBI's taxonomy places the organism in Eukaryota, Viridiplantae, Chlorophyta, Mamiellophyceae, Mamiellales, Bathycoccaceae. The transcript has a single exon. Bases 1 to 1533 code for a protein of 510 amino acids. Gene Ontology annotation, cellular component: RNA polymerase I complex. Gene Ontology annotation, molecular function: DNA binding. The record is from RefSeq and is a predicted model, not a curated record. Gene Ontology annotation, biological process: nucleolar large rRNA transcription by RNA polymerase I; transcription elongation by RNA polymerase I; RNA polymerase I preinitiation complex assembly.
AUGACGCAACGACCGGCGGAUGCGGCGGCGUCGUCGUUCGGCGCGCGACUGCGACGCGCGGGCGUGAAAACGCUGCGGUUGCGCGUCAGCGGCGAGCGGGCGAAGCGUGGACUCGAGUCCGAUAACGAGAGCGACUCGGACGACGACGCGGGAGCGCGGGAUGGACCGUUCGUGAUGCGGUGCGGGGCGGUCGGCGCGCGGGGCGUCGAGCGAGCGACGACGUUCGAGGCGUGGCGGCCGAGACGUGGGAUGGAUCGCGAGGAACUCGCGGAGAAGUACGGAGACGGAGGCUUGAAGAGGCACCGCGGGAUGCACGGGGGGCUGGAGGAGGCGUUUCGGGGGAAUAAUAUCGUCGUGCGAGGGACGCUCGACGGGGUGGAGUACGUGGGGAAGAAUUUUACGCACGCGGCGAGCGGCAUUGGGAGAGCGUACGAGCGCGAACGGGGGUACGACGGGAAGAUGAUGUUGGGGAGGCUGAAGAAAGCGUCGGGUGAGGAUGAUGGGGCGUACGAGUUGGAGUUGAUGCCGAUCGCUGGCGGGCGAGUGAUUGACUUGGAGACGCGCUUGCGCAAGUACAAUUACACGGAGCACUCCAAGAGCGAUUUGGCGGAUAUCAACGAUCCGGCGGUUCGCGCGGAGAUCAACGCGAAACAACUCGAAGCGUUCGCGUCGGACAAGCGCAAGCGCCAAGUGAAUAGGCUGAACGCGGCGAGAAAAUUGGACGAAGCUUCCAUUGCGUCGCCGAAGCUCAUGCAGGCGCACAUCGCCGAGGGAGCGGCGACGCUGAAGAGUCGCGCCGAACUCAUCCUCGAGGCUGGGAAAACGCGGAAUAUUCCGCCUCACGAACCAAACGCGUUGAAUUUGGACGAGGCGUACCCGAUUGCCUCCAUGCCGUGCCAUGCGUUGCUUCAUAAGCUUCGGUCGAAGGAUCUUUUGGAAAACGCCGACGGCGCUACCGAUUCGGGCGAAGUCACGUUUGAGCCGCUCACGCUGGCUUUGGCGUCGUUGUGCCUCAAAACGGGCACAAAGCCCGAACUCAACAAACGCGCGCAGCUCAUUAUGUACGCCGACGCGCUGUGCAAGUUACUUGCGCGCGAACGAAUCAAAGAAGCCAAGCCAAAGGCGACAGAGGACGCCGAGACGCCGACCGAGCCCUCGCAUCGGUUCACGUUCACCAGCGCCGAAAACGUCGAUCCGUUGCUUCAGGAGGCACUCAUACAUAGUUAUAUGGACGAAGACGUGGCGAGCGACGUUCGACAGUACGUCAUGUCCAAACACAGAAGAGAUCUCGUACGACUGCAAGUCAUUCUCAUCGCGCUUCGCCUUUGCCAGUGGACGCUGGAGAUUGAGCUCGUGCGCCCGCACUUGAAAGUGGACUCGAAAGAGAUGAUGGCGUACACGCGCGAACUCGGGUGCAAAUCCGUCAAGGGUGGGAAGAAUCCUGUCGUGAAACUCGAUCUCAACGGCAGAGCGUUGUCGAGCGUGCUUCCGGAGAUUCGAGCGCGAGGGAAACGAGCGAAACCAAAAGAAUGA